Messenger RNA from Dendronephthya gigantea, 447 nucleotides. RefSeq names its product 40S ribosomal protein S25-like. Lineage: Eukaryota; Metazoa; Cnidaria; Anthozoa; Malacalcyonacea; Nephtheidae. Gene Ontology annotation, cellular component: cytosolic small ribosomal subunit. Bases 66 to 413 code for a protein of 115 amino acids. Gene Ontology annotation, molecular function: structural constituent of ribosome. The record is from RefSeq and is a predicted model, not a curated record. The transcript has 3 exons.
GGAGUACCUAGUGCACAUGCGCAGUACGCGAGGUUGGUUCUUUCUUUUUCUCACGCUGAAUCAAAAUGCCGCCUAAAAAGCAAGAUACAAAGACCUCCUCCAAACCGAAAAAAGAUAAACCAGCUGGGUCGGGUGGUAAAGCUAAAAAGAAGAAAUGGUCGAAAGGAAAAGUACGUGAUAAAUUGAACAAUUUGGUUUUGUUUGAUAAAGCAACAUACGAUAAGCUGUACAAGGAAGUACCAAGCUACAAAUUGAUCACUCCAGCUGUGGUUUCCGAACGCCUUAAGAUCAGGGGAUCCUUAGCAAGACGUGCUUGUGAUGAGUUAUUAAGUAAAGGCUUGAUCAAACUUGUCUCAAAACACAAUGCUCAAGUUAUCUACACAAGAGCAACUAAAGCUGCUGCAGAUGCUUAGGUCAUGUAUUUUUGAUCUUAAUAAAGAAUGGUUA